AUUCAUAGCGAACCAACGCGGUUUUCCAACGAUGGAAAAGGAGCCGCUUCUCCAUCAUCAAUCAUCGUAUUCAAAAAUCCCAAGAACGCCAUCGCAACUAUGUCCUUUACCCGAAGAAAAUGAGAUAACUAUCCCUCCACAACUCACUCCGGCCGAGUUUAAAGAUAUGCUUAUAUUUGGUUCACCUAGAGAAUCACCAUCGACGUCUUCAAUCAUUGUUGACGCGUUAAAUCUAAGAGUAAAUAACAUUGAUGGUGAACCAAACACAGGUUCUAAACCAAUUCAUGUUGUUAAUCCUGAUUUACAAAUUCAAGUGCCAUUAUAUCCUAACUACAAGUUUAGGAAAAAUUUUCUACAACGUUCUAAAACCGCGCCAGCUAUUAUGAAUGUGAAUAAAUGUGACCGGGUUAUGAGGGCUAAUCCUCCUCAAGGAGCAACGUCGAUUGUUAGUCAAUCGAUUGUGUUGUUGAUAAUGUAUUUGUCACUUGGUGUGGUUAUAUUUUGGUAUAACAAGGAAAGUUUUGUUGGGACCGAGACUCAUGUGGUUGUUGAUGCUCUUUAUUUUUGUAUUGUGACAAUGUGUACUAUCGGUUAUGGUGAUAUAAUACCUAAUAGUGCGAUUACUAAGAUGUUUUCAAUCAUGUUUGUGUUAAUUGGUUUCGGGUUUAUUGAUAUCUUACUUAGUGGAAUGGUUACUUAUGUUCUUGAUUUACAAGAGAAUUAUUUGUUGAGUUCUUUAAGUAAUGGGAAAAAAAGAGGUCAUCCUUCGUAUAUUGUUGAUUUUAAGAAAGGGAGAAUGAGGAUUCGGAUGAAAGUUGGGUUAGCUUUAGGGGUUGUGGUUCUUUGUAUCGGUUUAGGUGCUGGUGUUAUGCAUUUUGUGGAGGAUCUUGCUUGGCUUGAUUGCUUUUACUUGUCGGUUAUGUCUGUUACUACUGUCGGAUAUGGUGAUAAGGCUUUUUCAUCAACCUUGGGUCGGAUUUUUGCUUCUGUUUGGUUGCUUGUGUCUACACUUGCUGUUGCUCGUGCGUUUUUGUACUUAGCUGAGGCUAGAGUUGAUAAAAGACACAGACGCCUGGUUAAAUGGGUCCUUGGGCAAGAUCUCUCUGUUGAUGACUUUAUUGCUGCGGAUAUUGAUAACAAUGGUUCAGUCAGUAAGGCGGAGUAUGUUAUAUACAAGCUGAAGGAGAUGGGAAAAAUCACAGAGAAAGACAUCAUUCAGAUAUGCACAAUAUUUGAACAAAUCGACACAGCAAACUUGGGAAAGAUAUCGCUUGAUAAUCUCAUGUCUAGCCGGCAUAUGUACCCUUAAUGUGAAAAAAAUUAGUUAUUAGAUGCUUUAUGCAACACGGUAGAGGCUUUUCUGAGAGCCUUACAUGACAGGAAAAAGCUCCCCAGUUUCUUGAUUUUAUGACUUAUUGAGUAGAGGUGGCAAGAUAGGGGAUCAAAUGGGUAGCUAUUGGGUCAAACUGAUCUCGGCUGAAACGGGUCAGGUUGACCCGUUUAUACUUUUUCAUGGAUG
Erigeron canadensis is the source of this 1519-nucleotide messenger RNA. Its product is annotated as two-pore potassium channel 3-like. Gene Ontology annotation, cellular component: plant-type vacuole membrane. Gene Ontology annotation, biological process: stabilization of membrane potential; potassium ion transmembrane transport. NCBI's taxonomy places the organism in Eukaryota, Viridiplantae, Streptophyta, Magnoliopsida, Asterales, Asteraceae. The record is from RefSeq and is a predicted model, not a curated record. The transcript has 2 exons. Gene Ontology annotation, molecular function: potassium ion leak channel activity. The coding region runs from base 32 to 1309 and encodes 425 amino acids.